AUGAGUUACUAUGAUAUAUUAAAUAAGCAAAAUUUAACAUUGCCAGAGUUUGAUACAUUUGAAUCUGUUCCAUCUACACCUUUAAUGAUUGAAGAUGAUUUAGAAGAGUCAGAUGACAGUGAGGGUGAAUUUUGUGAAAUAGAUAAUGACAAUAAUGUUUAUUUUAACAAAAAUAACAAAGACAAGUUUUUAAAUUUAUUUGAAUUGGCAAGAGAUGUGGAAAAUUUGGAAAAAAUUGCAGAUGAUGAAAGUAAUAUUAGUGAUGAUGAAUUUGAAAUCAUGAUUGAUAAAACAACUGACAGUCGCAAUUUUCAUCAAGAAUAUGCAAUAAUGUGUUAUAAUGAAUCAGAUGAAACAGGGAUUUUGCCAGGUUCAUUGGGUGUGUGUGAUGUACACUUUCACUUAGACAGAUCUCCUUAUUUUCAUCCAACAAGCAUUAAAAAAAUCAGAAAUUGUGAAGAUUCAAUUACCACACCAAGACAAUGCUUAUUUUGUGGCCACAAUUUUUAUGUAUUAUCAUGUGGAAAAAGUUGCACAGUACAUACAUGGAAUUUACUUGGAAAAGAUUUGAUUGUACCAUGCAUAACUCAGCAUACAUUCUCAGUGAUGAAUAAUAAUAUUUCGCCAGUAUUUGAAAAAUUACCUGAGGAUCACAUUACCUAUCAUCCACAUUAUAUAUGUCUUUCAUGCUUUGAAAAGAAUGGAGGUCAUGUUCAUAUACCUACAGGAAAAGGCCCAAAUAAAAAAUAUAACCAUGCAUUAAAAGAGAAUGUUUUAUCAAAACUUGUAUCUGUUUUAAACGCUUAUUCAAACAAAAACAAUGAUUUAUUUUUUUUGAAUAACCACACUCUAAAUUUAUUGAAUCCUCUGAUCAUCAAAGCUUUGUUAAAACUUGGUAAAGCUGAUAAAUUAAUUUUAAAACAGAAAAAAAAUCCUGUCAACCCUGGUGAAUGA
This is a messenger RNA of Entrophospora sp. SA101, 954 nucleotides long. The record is from the annotation of a GenBank genome assembly. Lineage: Eukaryota; Fungi; Glomeromycota; Glomeromycetes; Entrophosporales; Entrophosporaceae.